Molecule: messenger RNA, 477 nt
Organism: Microthlaspi erraticum
Lineage: Eukaryota; Viridiplantae; Streptophyta; Magnoliopsida; Brassicales; Brassicaceae
Source: the annotation of a GenBank genome assembly
AUGAGCUCGGAGGAAGCCAAGGUCGUCGUUCCGAGGAACUUUAGAUUGUUGGAGGAGCUUGAAAGAGGUGAGAAAGGAAUCGGAGAUGGUACCGUGAGCUAUGGAAUGGACGACGCUGAUGAUAUCUAUAUGCAAUCUUGGACUGGCACCAUUCUCGGCCCUCAUAAUACUGCAUACGAAGGGAAAAUCUUCCAGCUGAAGCUCUUCUGUGGCAAGGAUUAUCCAGAAAGUCCACCAACUGUGAGGUUCCAGACCCGGAUAAACAUGGCUUGUGUUAACCCUGAAACCGGAGUGGUUGAACCGAGUCUCUUCCCUAUGCUCACAAACUGGCGGCGAGAAUACACAAUGGAGGACAUACUUGUUAAGCUGAAAAAAGAAAUGAUGACUUCUCAUAACCGGAAGUUAGCUCAACCACCGGAAGGUACAGAGGAAGCUAGAGCAGAUCCAAAGGGACCAGCUAAAUGCCGUGUGAUGUGA